AUGGCAGCGAAGCUUCGUACUCUAAGUCGAUCCGUAGUCCGUGCCCUUCAUACCAUUGAAGGUCGUGGUUCAAAUCCUGUGCUUUGCAAGAGGCUCAAGCUACCAGUAUCCGGCAGAGGCUUAACGAGUUUAGGCUCGAUGCCGGUCAUCGCUUUGUUGGCUGAUGCCUCUUCAGCUAACGGCAAAGCACUCCUGGAACUGCUCCCACAAAUCUCCGGGACGUCCACCUGCCUCGUUGGCAACUCCCUCGCCGACUUCAAAGACCUGAAAAAUCUGCCAGAUGUUGAUGUUGUUUUGGUGGCGGUGUUUGCAGCAGGAAAUCCUGCAGUCAUUGCUGAUCUGUGGCCUCAUAUGACACGCUUGAAGUGGAUCCACAGCCUGGCUGCGGGAGUAGACACGCUGGUGCCGGUGCUCAACUCUCUGCCAGGGGGUUCGGAGAUCCCGUUGACCAAUGCCAAGGGAGCUUUCUCGAGAUCCCUGGCCGAAUACUCCCUUGCAGCAAUGCUGCAUUUCAACAAGCAGAUCCCGAGAUUACAGAAAAAUCGCACGACAAAGACUUGGGACAAGUUCAUUAUGAACGAACUCCACGGACAAACCGUGGGAUUCAUUGGUUUCGGCGAUAUCGCACAGUGCACGGCGCGCCUUUGCAAGGCCUUUGGCAUGCGGAUCCUUGCGUGGCGGAAUACCCGAGGAGCCUCGGGUGAGGAGUUGGCCGACGAAGUCUUCUAUUCCAGCGACGGAGUUGGCGCGAAACAGGAAGUCUUCAAGCAGUCAGACUACGUGAUCUGCUCACUGCCUGGUGGUGCCGCAACUUACCACUGCUGUGGGGCAGAUGAGUUCCAGGCCAUGAAGCCCACCUCUGUCUUCAUCUCCAUGGGUCGAGGCUCCUGUGUAGAUGAAAGCGCCCUGGUUCCAGCGUUGACAAGCGGCCAGAUUGCAGGGGCGGCUCUUGAUGUCUUCGAGAAGGAGCCGCUGCCGGAGGAGUCUCCAGUUUGGAACUGUGAAAACUUGUUGUUGAGCCCGCACAAUGCCGACCUUACGAGUCAGUACAUGGAGCUGACCUGGAACCUGUUCCGGCACCGAUUGGAUGAAUUCACUUCCGAGGGCUUUUCCGGUUUCCAGAACGUCGUUGACAAGACGAAAGGAAUGCUGUACUUCCUCGCCUGUUUGGUCGGGCAGACGGUCACCGUUAAGCUGAAGAACCAGACGAUUUACGAGGGAGUCUUCCACAGCUGCUCCACAGAAGGUGAUCUUUCGAUCACUUUGAAAUCAGCCCGAAAAGUUCCCACUGGAAAUGGGAAAAGUGGCGAGGUGAAGGACGAACUGGUGGUUGCAGGAAAGGAGUUCCUGCAGGUGUCCGCGGCCAACGUGCCCCCGGAGCCCAAGCAGCACAGCGCCUUCAAGACUGACGGUGAAAUAGCUGAAGGCUGGGGCGAGGGUCGCAACCGGGAACUGGUUGCCUGGAAAAGCGGCGGUGAGGCGAGUGCCCCUGCCGGUGUUUCCCUCAACCUGGAAUCCGGCGGUCGCCAAAUCGGCACCUGGAACCAGUUCGAGUAUAACGAGAAGCAGUUUGGUAUCACUAGCACCUACUCUGAGGACCUAUACACGACGAAGCUGGAUCCCAGCAAAAUCCCAGAGCAGAAGCGAAAAGAUGCCGAACGCAUCGCCCGCGAAAUUGAAAGCGGGCAGAGCUACGGCAGGAUAGAAGAAGGCGUCAAUGACGACGUCGACGAGGAAGCGCAGUUUAGCGCCGUCGGCUCUUCGCAAGCUCGGGAGCCAGUGCACGCUCCACUGACUGUGGAGAACGUGUCGCAGCAUGAUGCUGCAUCUGCAGCUGAACUUCAUGCUGCUGAUGGUUUCGCCCGAGAGCACAGGGCCAAGCGCUACAUGAUCACAGCGCACUCGCGUGCCCCGCAGCUCUCCGAGAUGAAAAGCAUCAAUGCCUUAAACCUAGAGCCUGCUUUGCCCAAGUUCGAUGACAAGACCCGAUCGGAUUGGAUCAAUUUCAAGCAGUCACAGUCGCGAACGCGACAGGGGCAGCCACCUGCUGGAAUCAAGGAUGAGCUUCAGCAGUCGUUGCAGGCCAUCCAGCAAAAAGACGCAACCCAGAAGUCUGCGGCCACACCAGGUGCCAGCGGCUCCGGAAAUGCCGAAGCAAAAGGAUUUCAGACGGAUGCUUCUGCUGCGGCACAUGAGCCUGAGCAGGCGCAAGAAGAGAAAAAGGGCGGAAAGGGGAACUCCAAGUUUUCGUUCAACCCGUCUGCGAAGGAGUUUUCAUUCAAUCCGCAAGCCGCGACGUUUACGCCCACCAACGCUGCUGUGGCACAGCGUUCGGAGUCGAAGACCAGCGCUUCCCAAGGAGCGAGGAAGAACGACUCAGCACCUGCACACACUGAAAAAGCGAUGGCACCUGGGCCAGUGAACAACUCAGCGGCCUCUCGUCAGCCGACCAAGUCGUUUGCCGAGUUUUUAAAGCCAGUGAAGGGAGGUGCACGGAAAACAUCUCUGGAAGAUCUGCUGAGCAAGUUGUACAAGACGUGUGAAACUGCCAAGCCGCAGAACUGUCCGCCGACGUGGGAGACCAACGGGCCUUCCUACAAAGAGAUCUUGGGCCAGCCAAAUCCGGCCAACCAGAUGGCAGGAAGCGCCGCCCACCAACUGCAGCAGCAAGUGAAGCAGAUGCAGGCUGGACAGCACCAGCAACAACAGCAGCAAAUGCAGCAGCAACAGCAGCAACAGCAGCAACAGCAGCAACAGCAGCAGCAGCAACAGCAGCAACAGCAGCAGCAGCAGCAGCAACAGCAGCAGCAAAUGCAGCAGCAACAGCAGCAACAACAGCAGCAACAGCAGCAACAGCAGCAGCAGCAACAACAGCAGCAGCAACAACAACAGCAGCAGCAACAGCAGCAACAGCAGCAGAUGCAGUCCCAGCAGGGCCAGCAGCAAAUGGGCAUGCAACUGAUGCAGCCCACAGGUCCUGGCGGCCAGAUGGGACAAGCAGGUUUCAUCAUGACCGUGCCAGGGUGUGCCAACGGACAGCAGCCGAUGAUGCCGCAGCAGAUGUUCCAGCAGAUGCCGCAAGGGGGUGGCCGGGGAAACAAUGCUCAGGGAAUGCAGCAGAAUCAACCGCAGCCCCAAAUGCAGAUGCAGCAGCAAGGAAACCAGCCACAGCAGCAGAUGGGUUUUGUGCCUCAGAACAUGAUGGGCGGCCAAGUCGUUGCCAUGCCUGGUGCGAUGGGGGCUCCACAGGGCAACAUGGGCAUGGCUGGCAUGGGCGCAAUGCCAAAAUUCGGACAGGUGGUUCCGAUGAUGGUGCCCGCCGGCCAAUUCCCGCAAGGUUUCAUGCCACAGGCACAAGGCUGCAUGCAGCAAGGCAUGCAAGGUGGCCAACAAGGAGAUGGCAUGAUGAUGCAAAAUCAGAUGAUGCAGCCAGGCGGAGGUGCGGGUCACAUGCAGGGCUGCGGUUACCGCGGCAUGGGUCCUGGUGAGUGA
Molecule: messenger RNA, 3492 nt
Organism: Symbiodinium necroappetens
Lineage: Eukaryota; Dinophyceae; Suessiales; Symbiodiniaceae
Source: the annotation of a GenBank genome assembly